Messenger RNA from Zingiber officinale, 732 nucleotides. RefSeq lists its product as uncharacterized. NCBI's taxonomy places the organism in Eukaryota, Viridiplantae, Streptophyta, Magnoliopsida, Zingiberales, Zingiberaceae. Bases 69 to 554 code for a protein of 161 amino acids. The transcript has a single exon. Gene Ontology annotation, cellular component: chloroplast thylakoid. The record is from RefSeq and is a predicted model, not a curated record.
AGGGGAAAGAAAGUCUAUCUAUCCGCAUCGGCCAUUCUUCGACCGCGGCCACUACUUUUGAUCUCCGCAUGGCCGCCUCUUACGCGGCUCUCCUUCUCCUUCCCCUUCCUCCCACUGGCUGCUCCGCCGUCCGACGCGCUUCCGUACGCUGCGGCGUCGGCCCCACCUCGUCUCCGGCGCCCCGGCAAGGUCUGGGAAGCAGAAGGCAGUGCCUCCUCUUCCUCGCCCUCUCCUCUGCCGCUCUCCCUUUCCCGGCUAGGUCAGCGGACAUACCACUCUUCGGGAUCAGGAACAGGAUAAAGAAGAUCGAGGAGGAGGCAGAGGAGAUCGUGGGGAAAGGGGAGAAGGCCCUGCAGAAGGGCAUCGAGGCGGCGGAAAAGGGCAUCGUGGCGGCGGAGAAGGAGAUCCAAGCAGCGGAGGAGGGGAUAGUGGCGUCUUCCAGCCUCGGCGUCGCAGACAAUCUUCUCCAGGCCGGCGCGGUCGCCGGAGCCGAGGCACUCGGGGUGCUCGUCGCGGUCUCCGUUGUCAACGGCAUUCUCGCGGCGGAGAGCUGAAACCCUAAUCGGGUUCACGUUUGUCUUUCGAGCCAUCGGGUAUGUGUGGAAUUCUGUAACUACUAUGUUAAUUCCUUAAUUUGAGCGAUUCUCGUAGCCUAAAAUUACGCUUCAAGCUGUAUGAAUGAAGUAACUGUGUUUCUUCGCUUGCAGCAAAGAAUCGUAGAUUUUUUUAUUA